Aureobasidium uvarum is the source of this 507-nucleotide messenger RNA. Lineage: Eukaryota; Fungi; Ascomycota; Dothideomycetes; Dothideales; Saccotheciaceae. The record is from the annotation of a GenBank genome assembly.
AUGCAUAUUCCAACUAUUCAGUCUCUCUUUUGCCUUUCGCUUCUCUCCCUGUCUAGCGUGUCUGCCGUUCCUCUCAAUGAGAAUCUGCAGCCCAGAGCUGCCACAACGGUGCUUGCAAAUGUAUUCAGGCUUCUGCUUCAUCUUCAUCCGUGGCAGCAGCAAAAAUACGUCCACCUUGAAAAAGUCUUCGACCACCAAAAGAGUUACGCCCUCUACAAGAAAGACCACUUCGUCUACAAAACAGGCCAGCACUUCGAUCAAAACUGCAAUAAAACAAGUUUCUUUUUCGACCAGAGCAUCGUCUUCGACCAAAGCAUCGUCUCCGACCAAGAGCUCGUCCUCGAUCAAAAAGACAAGUACCUCAACCAAGCAGUCAAUAGCAUCGAAACCUUCAACAUCAUCAAAAGCAUCGACAUCACAAAAGACUACUGCCAAGUCAACGAUUGUCGCAAGCAGCAAGUCAACGUGGACGUCCGUGUCAAGCAAGCAGAGCAGCAGCAGCUCUAG